Molecule: messenger RNA, 2486 nt
Organism: Marmota monax (woodchuck)
Lineage: Eukaryota; Metazoa; Chordata; Mammalia; Rodentia; Sciuridae
Gene: Noc4l
Product: nucleolar complex associated 4 homolog
Exons: 15
Coding region: 45-1619 (524 amino acids)
Biological process (GO): ribosome biogenesis
Cellular component (GO): Noc4p-Nop14p complex; small-subunit processome; nucleolus
Source: RefSeq, a predicted model, not a curated record
CAACGCGCCGGCGCCGGCCCUGUUCCCCGCGCGGCCGGUAAAGCAUGGAGAUGGAAGGGGAGGCCGAGCGCGGGCGGCCCUGCGAUCCCCGCCGCGCGCUAGGCCGCCUGGUGCAGGCGGUGCUGUCCAGCCGCGGCGAAGCCAACGCCGUGUUCGACAUCCUGGCCGCACUGCAGUCCGAGGACCAGGAGGAGGUCCAGGAAGCAGUCCGCGCGUGCAGCCGACUUUUUGGGGCUUUGCUGGAGCGGGGUGAGCUGUACGUGGGCCAGCUGCCCUCUGAGGACACGGUCAUGGCAGGGUCCCAGGGAGCCAUGCGCAAGUACAAGGUGUGGAUGAGACACCGAUAUUGCAGCUGCUGCAAUCGCCUGGGGGAGCUCUUGGCCCACCCUGCCUUCCAGGUCAAGGAGCUGGCCCUUGGGACACUUAUGAAGUUUGUACAGCUGGAAGGAACACACCCCCUGGAGCAGCCCAAGUGGGAAGGCCAUUACCUGUUCCCCCGCACACUUUUCAGGGCAGUGGUGAGAGGCCUGGUCUCACCUGCAGAGGACCACAGCCUGCUCCUCUCCCAGUUCCGGGAGUACCUGGAGUUUGACGACAUUCGCUACCAUACAAUGCAGGCUGCCUCAGAUGCCGUGGCUCAGGUCACCAACCAGCAGCCUGAGCCGUCCGUCAUCUUCUGGAACAAUGCUUUUACUCUGCUGAGCGCCGUGAGCCUGCCUCGCCAGGAGCACGAUCUCUCCAGCUUCUACGUGAAGCAUGCAGAGCUGUCAGACAAGUGGAAGGUCACUCAUUUGAGGGAGCACAGGAGAGCAUUCCAGGCCAUGUGGCUCAGCUUCCUUAAGCACAAGCUGCCCCUCAGCCUCUACAAGAAGGUGCUCCUGGUGAUGCACGACUCCAUCCUCCCCCACCUGGCCCAGCCUACCCUCAUGAUCGACUUCCUCACCAGUGCCUGUGAUGUGGGGGGUGCCAUCAGCCUUUUGGCCUUGAAUGGACUUUUUAUCCUGAUUCACAAGCACAAUUUGGAAUACCCCGACUUCUACCGGAAGCUCUAUGGCCUCCUGGACCCGUCUGUCUUCCAUGUCAAGUACCGAGCCCGCUUCUUCCACUUGGCUGACCUCUUCCUGUCAUCCUCCCAUCUCCCUGCAUACCUGGUGGCUGCCUUCGUCAAGCGCCUAGCCCGCCUGGCCCUGACGGCACCCCCAGAGGCCCUGCUCAUGGUCCUGCCCUUCAUCUGCAACCUGCUGCGCAGGCACCCUGCCUGCCGUGUGCUGGUGCACCGCCCGCAAAGCCCUGGUGAGUCAGAGAUGGACAGUGAUCCCUAUGACCCUGAGGAGGAGGACCCGGCCAAGAGCCGAGCCCUGGAGAGCUGCCUCUGGGAGCUGCAGACUCUCCAGCAGCACUACCACCCUGAGGUGUCCAGAGCCGCCAGCGUCAUCAAUCAGGUGCUGUCUGUCGCAGAGGUCAGCAUUGCGCCCCUCCUGGAGCUCUCUGCCUACGAGGUCUUUGAGCAGGACCUCAAGAGGAAGGGGCCCGAGCCAGUGCCCCUGGAAUUCAUCCCAGCUCAAGGCCUGCUGGGCCGGCGGGACGACCUCUGUGCCCAAUUCUUCACACUUAGCUGACCCUGGCUGCCAUCUGCUCCCACGCCAAUAAAUAAUUUUGUAGGAGAGAAUAUCUAGGCAGAGUAGGCCCUGCCAGGUGGGAGGGGGCAGCCUGGUGGGGGUGCCGAGGGGCCUCCAGGCAGCUGGUAGUACGGGUGUGCUGUGUACACCCCACAGGGGGCAGGUGCCUCUGCCUCCCACUGCAUAAGACCAGGCAGGGCCAGCAGUUUCUUUGUGGCCUGGUGAGUCAUGACGGGAGGAUCAUGUGUACAUAUCUGCGGUCAGUGUUCCUCUUCGCAUUCAGAGGAUGCUGGGGUGUUCUGUUGUCUUUGUUUUUGUUUUUUGGUCCUGAAGAUUGAAUCCAGGGGUUCACUCUCACUGAGCCACAUUCCCAGCCCUUUUUAAUUUUUGUUUUAAGACAGGGUCCCACUAAGUUGACCAGCUGGCCUUGAACUUGCCAUCCUCCUAUCUCAGCCUCCCAAGUUGCUGGGAUCAUAGGCAUGGCCACUGUACGCAGGUCAGAGGAUGCUUUUUUCCUGGGAGCCACCGGCAUUGCAGGGACACGGCAGAGUCCCAGCGGCAUGUGUCUGCACCUCACUCCCCAUCUGAGGCUAGCCUGUUCCUCCAGGUGGCUGGAAGUCAGCAUUCUCAUGUACCAGGACCCACUUACACCAGAGGAGUCUAGUUGUCCGUUGAGGACAGCAGCCUCAGGUUUUCUCUUGAAGAUCCAAUUUUCAUGACAGGUGCCGUGGCACAUGCCUAUGAUCCUCUGUAGCUCAGGAGGCUGAGGCAGGAGGAUCCAAGUUCAAGACAAGCCUCAGCAACUUACCAAGGCCCUAAGCAAUUUAACAAGACCCUGUCUCAAAAAAUAAAAAGGGCUGAGCUGUA